UAUCAAGUACUUAACUUUGGAAUGAUAGUUUCAUCAGCACUAAUGAUAUGGAAGGGACUUAUGGUGGUUACAGGAAGUGAAAGUCCUAUUGUCGUCGUACUGAGUGGGAGUAUGGAACCAGCAUUCCAUAGGGGUGACUUGUUAUUUCUCACAAAUCAUAGAGAAGAUCCCAUUCGAGUGGGAGACAUAGUAGUAUUUAAAGUCGAAGGCCGUGAUAUUCCAAUUGUUCAUAGAGUCUUGAAGUUGCAUGAAAAAUUGCUUUGAACUGGACUACGAAUGUAGAAUUGGAAAAAGUAUAUUCUGAAGAAGGGAAAAAAUAUUAAAAA
Molecule: messenger RNA, 326 nt
Organism: Centruroides sculpturatus (bark scorpion)
Lineage: Eukaryota; Metazoa; Arthropoda; Arachnida; Scorpiones; Buthidae
Product: signal peptidase complex catalytic subunit SEC11A-like
Exons: 3
Coding region: 22-264 (80 amino acids)
Cellular component (GO): membrane; signal peptidase complex
Molecular function (GO): serine-type endopeptidase activity
Source: RefSeq, a predicted model, not a curated record